GAGGUCCCUUCCAACCCGGCAUUCUGUGAUUCUGUGAAGAGAACAACCCCCUCUCCGCUCCCACCUCCUUUCAGGUGGCAGCGAUAGGAGUUCCCCGUGUCCCCGCCCGCUCCCAGGCUGCCCCGCGGCCAUGGCGCCGCUGGCCGAUCUGUACCAGCUGACCAUGGCGUACGGGCACUGGCGGGCCGGGCGGCACCGCGCUCCCGCCGCCGCGGAGCUGUUCUUCCGCCGCGGGCCCUUCCGCGGGGCCUUCGCGCUGGGCGCCGGCCUGGCCGAGGGGCUGCGCUGCCUCCGCGCCUUCCGCUUCUCUGCCGCUGAUGUCGCCUACCUGCGCUCCGUCCUGCCCAGCACCACGGAAGAUGCCUUCUUUGACUACCUGGCCACCCUGGACGCCUCGGAGGUGACAGUGACCGCCGUGCCCGAGGGCUCCGUCGUCUUCGCCAGGGUCCCAUUCCUGCAGGUGAAGGGGCCACUGCUGGUGGUGCAGCUGCUGGAGACCAUGUUGUUGUGUCUGGUCAACUACGCCAGCCUGGUGGCCACCAACGCUGCUCGCUUCCGCCUCCUCGCCGGUCCAGACGUGAAGCUGAUGGAGAUGGGGCUGCGUCGUGCUCAGGGACCGGACGGUGCCCUUUCGGCCUCCAAAUACUCCUACAUCGGCGGCUUUGACUGCACCAGCAACAUCCUGGCAGGGAAACUCUACGGCAUCCCAGUGCGCGGCACCAUCGCCCAUUCCUUCAUCAUGUCCUUCACCUCGCUGGAGGAGGUGCAGCCACGGGAACUGUCACCGCUGGCAGGAGGAGACCCGGUGGAUCUCCCAGCACUGGCGUCGUCGUGGCUGGGGCAGGUAUGCGAGGUGCUGGAGACCCCCCUGGAGAAGGCGAACCAGGGCGAACUGGCCGCAUUCGUGUCCUAUGCUGUCACCUUCCCACGGGACUUCCAGGGGCUGCUGGACACGUACUGUGUCAGGAGGAGCGGUUUGCCGAAUUUCUGCGCCGUGGCGUUGGCCCUGCACCAGCUGGGGUACCGGGCUAUCGGGGUGCGCCUGGACAGCGGUGACCUGGCCCAGCAAUCCAAGGAGAUCCGCCAGGUCCUGCGAGCCUGCGCUGAUCGCUUCCAGGUGCCCUGGUUUGGGACCAUCUCCAUCGCCGUGAGCAACGACAUCAGCGAGCAGAGCCUGGAGGAGUUCAGUCGGGAGGGGAGCGAGAUCGACAUGAUUGGCGUUGGGACGAACCUGGUGACGUGUCCCCUGCAGCCGUCGCUGGGUUGUGUCUACAAGCUGGUGGAGGUCAAUGGCUCUCCGUGCCUGAAGCUCACAGAAGAUGAGGAGAAGAUGACAAUCCCAGGGACCAAGAGGAUUUAUCGGCUCUAUGACGCUGCUGGUCACCCCUUCAUGGACCUCAUGGCCCUGGAGAAGGAGCCCUCACCCUAUGCGGGACAGGAGCUGGUGGUCCAUGUUCUGGGGCAGCUUGACGAGGCCAGAACGGUUGUGCCCACCACCGUGGAGUCCCUCCAUCGCACGUAUUUCAGAGACGGCCAGGUGUGUGAGCCGCUGCCCAGCCUGCUGGAGGUGAGGAACCACGCGCAGAUGUCCCUCAACCUGCUCAGCCCCGCUCACCGCCGGCUCCACGAGCCACAGCCCUACCCGGUGGCCAUCACAGAGCAGCUGCACCGUCUCCUCACUGAGCUGCAGCAGGACAGACGGUGAGCGGGGGUCCCGCUCUCCCCAACCCUGCACCAGCUCUACCUCCACACUCAUUUGAAGACCAGGUGUCUAAUUGGGAAUUAACGCUUCUAACGACAUUGGUGCUGCGUGGUGUUAAACUGAGAACCCUGCAGGGACUGGAAGCGCUUCCUGAGGUCCCAGUAGCAAAGCUGGGCAAGGAAGGAUGGGGCAGGUAGAGCUGGGAGGCAGCUGUCCCCAUGUCUUCUGGUACCCACAGUCCUUCUCUGCCCACCUUGGUGGCCUUGCACCUUCUGCCAUGGCAGUGCUGUCCACCCUGGUGGCCCCACACCUUCUGCCACACCAGUGCUGUCCAUGGUGGCGGCCCUACCGCCCUUGUGCCUUAUUCUGUGCCACCCUGGUGGCCAUGCCCAAAGCUCCUUGGUGGCAUUAGGGACCACACCUUGAGUGCACACAGUGUCCACCAUGGUGAGCUUUUUACGCCCCACCUAUGUCCUACGGGACAUCGGUAGCAGAUGCACUUUACCUGUCCUCGUCAAGGCUUUUUGGCCACAUUUUCUCUCUUUCUACAUUGUCUCUGUUUGCUGGGGCGUGGAGGACGACCAGGCUCACACCUGCACUCUCUAACCUCAUGUUCAUCAAGGCUCCAUGGCACUAAUCCCCAUAAUUCAUCAAAAGCAAAAGAAACCCCAAAUAAAGCUCUUUUCCCACCACA
Messenger RNA from Columba livia (rock pigeon), 2396 nucleotides. It is a transcript of the gene NAPRT, whose product is annotated as nicotinate phosphoribosyltransferase. The record is from RefSeq and is a predicted model, not a curated record. Bases 131 to 1705 code for a protein of 524 amino acids. Gene Ontology annotation, molecular function: nicotinate phosphoribosyltransferase activity. The transcript has 13 exons. Gene Ontology annotation, cellular component: cytosol. NCBI's taxonomy places the organism in Eukaryota, Metazoa, Chordata, Aves, Columbiformes, Columbidae. Gene Ontology annotation, biological process: NAD+ biosynthetic process via the salvage pathway.